UCCUUCCCUAUUCUCUUCUCUUACACUUAAAACACACAUUUUUCCUGCUCUCAUCUCUCUUUUAUUAGACAACAUAAAUAUAAGUAUUUGAAGAAGAAAAAGAAGAGAGGUCAUGUCUUGCUCUGUGAGGAGUAGAUUCGCGAUGGUGUUAUGUAUCAUUAUUUUGCUUUUGUCAUCCAAUGUUGGAUAUGCCAGUGCUCGUCGGCUAGGGCUUCGCAAGCAUCACCACAAGGUUGCUUCUCUCGUACAUGGCGGAGGAAAAAGGAGGGUGCUUGGUGGAAUCGAGACAGGGGAAGUAGUGGUCAUGGAUUACCCUCAGCCUCAUCGUAAGCCUCCUAUCCACAACGAGAAGGCUUAACUACUCGAUCCAUACCCCUUUAUCUAUAUCAUACUGUUAUAUUCAUAUAUGUAUGCAUUCACCAUGUUGCUGGUUGUAAUGACUUGUCCUAUAUACAAUAAUAUAUACGUGACCAAUUUUUCUCUUCU
Brassica oleracea var. oleracea is the source of this 486-nucleotide messenger RNA. RefSeq names its product root meristem growth factor 6-like. The coding region runs from base 113 to 358 and encodes 81 amino acids. The transcript has a single exon. NCBI's taxonomy places the organism in Eukaryota, Viridiplantae, Streptophyta, Magnoliopsida, Brassicales, Brassicaceae. The record is from RefSeq and is a predicted model, not a curated record.